GAAAUGUCUUGCAAGUAGAGGUCGCCCGUAUGCCGACUCAAAACGCUUUUCAGAGAGGUCUGAUUCCUGCAUACAGGGGUAAUUUGUACGGCAGCACGGAAACACAGCAGAAUGGCAGACCCGCGAGAUGCUGAGAAAUCAGUCACUAAAGAAGGUGAUGCUCAGAGAAGCGGGAGUGAUUGGAUUGACCAGUUGAUCCGCAAGUCCCAAGAAGCGAAACAAUUUGCAUAUUGUCCCUAUAGCAAAUUUCGUGUUGGGGCAGCCCUGCUUGCUCUGGAUGGGACUGUAUUUACUGGUUGCAAUGUGGAAAACGCUUGCUAUAAUCUAGGCAUUUGUGCUGAAAGAAACGCCAUUUCAACAGCGAUCUCGAAUGGCCACAGAAAGUUCAAGGCUAUUGCUAUUGCUAGUGAUUUAGCUGAGCAGUUCAUUUCUCCCUGUGGAGGUUGCCGUCAGGUCAUGAGAGAAUUUGGUACUGACUGGGACGUUUACCUGACCAAGUCUGAUGGUUCUUAUUCCAAAAUGACCGUGGGGGAAACACUACCAGUUUCAUUUGGACCUGAUCAUCUUGAAGAUUAGAGAGCAUCUAUAAUGGCCUUUAAUGCAAGUUUUGUAUAAUCUUCAUAGCCUUUCACAAUUACAUUAUCGAUCAACUACAGAAAGAAGAAAAGAAUGCAUAAAAGAAUGACGGAUACAUUAGCUUACUUAGUAAUUAAUAAGAAGAUGGCUUACCUUGAAGCACAGGUGCCAAAUAUGAUAAACAUUAUCAAUACAGUGUGCAUGAAAUAAUCUCGUAAUUAAUUUGCCGUACAUUGCCUAUUUACUUGGCUGGCUUAUAAAGCAACAUACUUUAUUCAGUAUUCAUACUUGUAUAAAAUCAAAAACAGCCCAGUGUCACUUUCAUCUAAUGAAGUAAUUAUGUGACCAAAUAUGUCAAUACGUAAUUGUUUUAAUAAUCAGAAAGGACUGCAAUAUGUUAGCUGGGUUCAAUGUCUAUGGAUAAUCACAUUUACAUUAUUACGUUGUCCGUUCAGUAUAUCUGAAUCACGCGUGCUCGUAUUCUUGUAAAUG
This is a messenger RNA of Brienomyrus brachyistius, 1068 nucleotides long. It is a transcript of the gene cdaa, whose product is annotated as cytidine deaminase a. The transcript is spliced from 4 exons. NCBI's taxonomy places the organism in Eukaryota, Metazoa, Chordata, Actinopteri, Osteoglossiformes, Mormyridae. Gene Ontology annotation, molecular function: cytidine deaminase activity; zinc ion binding. The coding region runs from base 112 to 576 and encodes 154 amino acids. The record is from RefSeq and is a predicted model, not a curated record. Gene Ontology annotation, cellular component: cytosol.